Dermacentor silvarum is the source of this 1164-nucleotide messenger RNA. RefSeq lists its product as uncharacterized. Bases 764 to 1153 code for a protein of 129 amino acids. Lineage: Eukaryota; Metazoa; Arthropoda; Arachnida; Ixodida; Ixodidae. The record is from RefSeq and is a predicted model, not a curated record. The transcript has 3 exons.
CUAGUUAGACGAACCAUGAAGCGCCCUAAACAAUGUGGACCGUGGUUGUCCGACGAAGGAUGCGACGACACUUUAUUUCUUUAUAGUCACCGUGGAAAUACUUUUGCCUAAACGCUGCGAAAAGCAAUCGUUAGAAACUCACUCUGCCUCGUGGGGUUACAUUGUGGAUACAUCGCAUUGGAGAUCGGUGUUUGGCAUUGUUUAUAGUGCAAUAACGUUGUUGAUGGGGAUUUUGCUAGAUAAUUGUCACAUGCCAUCCGGUUUGUUGCGCGCUAUAGCUAUACUAGACAGCCAGCGCAUUUUCAUUAUGAGUUCCACGUGUAGGGUAUCGUGCAUUUGUGCUCUGGUUUUGCCCUGGGAUUUACCGGCGGAAGCACAACGGCACGCUCGAGCCGAGCCACAGCUGAACGACAGGCCGGCAAGGAUUAAAAAGUUAUUGCCCCCACCCACCCGGCACACUUUCCCCUGAGUGUCGGUUCCUUGUUGGAACAGCUGCAAUACGAGAGCGCGCGCGUCUUGUGUACUCAACGACGCGGACGAUUUUCUAGGCGUGCUGCAUAUUCCAUGCGCGGAAUAUACUACGCUGAGCUGCAUCUCGGACGGGGUCAGUGACUUGGGCAGUGACUCUUCCGGGAGCCGACGACAGUUCUGCCUACGUCAUGUCCAGCGCGUCGUCACCACCAGAAAGCCAUAAAGCCGGCAGCCGUCAAGCAUUGAUCUCUCAGACAUCGCUUGCCUGUCCGAAGGUUCGCAAGGAGUCGUCAUGGCGGCUUGGAGCACCGUCGUCGUCGUUUCUCUGGUCUUUCUUCACCACAGCCGCGCUGCGAGCGAGAGUGAGAUUCUGUCCAACUUCAGGCGCUGUCAGCGGGUGUGCAACCGAGUGUUGAGUAACACCAGCCUGCUGGGCGUUGUGGUGGGCGUCGGCGAGAACCUGCAGAACGCCACUGCCACCGUGGGCACCGGCAUCCGCGGAGGCAUCCAGGGCGUCGCCACGGGCGUCCGCCAGGGAACGGCCGCCGUUGUCGAGAACGUCCGUAAGAACAUACAGGCUGUCAGAAACGGUAUCCGGCCCAACAGGUACCCUGAGGACGACUACAAGGAGAACAGCCCUUUGCCUCCCGAGGAGCAGUUCUACGUGGUUCCUGCUCCAUGACACCACCGCUA